AUGCAUUUCGCCAAGACAUCUGUGGCCGCCCUCACGGCCGCCCUCUUGGCCGCUACCUCAGCCUCUGCUGCUGUCGUUACGAAACGCGAUGAGACCUGGACUCUCGAUGGACUGCACCGUGACUGUGCCAAAGAUGGUAGCCAUUGCACCUGGAGCUUCGACAUCGACAACAAAGCCGGCGAGAAGGCUCCUUGCAAACAUAUUGUCAAGUCUCAAGGCGGGAAGCCAGCAUCGCAGUCUCACGGCGGGCCUACCUUCUGCGGCGUUUACCGACUCGAAUCUUCCUGGGAUAACUCCAACGGUCCUGACAAAGCCUUCAGUGUAAUCGGUGUGCUGGAUCAAAGCAGAAAGGUUAUUGGCUUUUUCGGCUAUGAUGAUGCGGAGGUUGCUGAUGGACGGGUUGUUACUCCUGAUCAUACCUCCGUUAUCAAGCCCUUUAACCAGAAGUCCAUCCUUUAA
Messenger RNA from Hirsutella rhossiliensis, 459 nucleotides. RefSeq lists its product as uncharacterized. The transcript has a single exon. Lineage: Eukaryota; Fungi; Ascomycota; Sordariomycetes; Hypocreales; Ophiocordycipitaceae. Bases 1 to 459 code for a protein of 152 amino acids. The record is from RefSeq and is a predicted model, not a curated record.